Molecule: messenger RNA, 3740 nt
Organism: Bactrocera tryoni
Lineage: Eukaryota; Metazoa; Arthropoda; Insecta; Diptera; Tephritidae
Product: maternal protein pumilio-like
Exons: 8
Coding region: 1758-3740 (660 amino acids)
Biological process (GO): regulation of transcription by RNA polymerase II
Cellular component (GO): nucleus
Molecular function (GO): transcription cis-regulatory region binding
Source: RefSeq, a predicted model, not a curated record
CGCAACACGAGUAGAACUUUUCACGCCGCUGCGGAAAAUUCUUGUAUAGUAAAGUAUUAUCAUUGUGUAUUCCUACAAAUAUUUCACUAUUCACUGAUACAGUAAUUAAUCAUUGUGUAUAAAUUGUAUAAGAAUAUGUACAACAACUUUGUUGAAUUUGUAAUUUUCUGUACGUCUUGAGUGUUGUGUUGUUUGUAUACUCAGUACUAGCAGCAAGCAAUGUGUUGUUGCUGUCGCUCUCGUCGCGUUUCUUUGCAAAUAUCAAUAAGAACUAAAGUAUAAGUAAAGACCAUAUCUAAAACGCCGAAAAUAAUUAUAAUAAAAGUAAUAUGAUUUAUGAAAAUUUGUUUUGAGAAGGCUCUUGAAAAUUGAAUAACUAAAACUUAAUAAAAAGAAGAAAGUGAAAAGUAAUUAUAUGUUAAAGCAAAUAUCAGGAACAAACAUUGGAAACUUUUGUGCACAUCCGCAAAUUCCGCGAACAUAACUGUAAGAACGUAUAAUACAGUAAAAGGUGAAAAAACAAUCUGCGGUAUCUAAGCUCAAGUGAAGUGAAUUUUAAAAUAUUCAAAAUAAAUUAAACUUGAAAUAUAAGUGUGCUUUUAAAUUCGUCAGGGUAAAGUUUGUUUGAUCUUGUGUCACUUGUAUGUUCAAACGAUAGCCCUAUAAGUCAAUAAACACAAAAGAAAACACAUGAAUUGGAAGGACAGCUAAACUAAAUGUGUACAUGUGUUGUCGCUAUUUGUAAUUGUGUAUGGUGAGCUGAAAAAAGGAUCUCAAUUGUGUUUAAGUCGAGAAAAAGCAUUUGUAAAAUAUUUGUGUGUAAAUAAGUAUAUAUAUACAUAUAUCAUUGGAUCAAUUGUAAACAAACAUUAAGUGUAGUGUUAUGAGCUAUUUUAUCAACCGCAUCUGUAUAAAGCAAAGAAAAAAGUAAAUGAUAAAUAAUUGUAUUAAAGCUUUUCAAGCAUUUGUAAAUUAAAAAUAUCAAUAUCAAAAGCAGUAACGGUUUCCUGCAAUUUUACGAGGAUAAUCGAAAAUCACAUCAGCUACAUCUUCACGCCGAUAAAAAGGUUGCUAUCCAACAUUUUAAAUAAAUGUUUGUGUUUCAAAGAAAAAUUGUCGUGAAAGUGUAAAAAUAGUGUGUUAAGGUCGCAUUUAGUUAACAGCAUUUGAUUUUAUUCAUUCCGUGUGCAAAAGAUUAAAAAUCGGUUGUUUAAGCUUCGAUCACGCAUACAAGUAAAAAAUAAUUCUAAUUUCCCGCGUUGUAAAGCUCAAAAAGUUAAUAAGUAAUAAAAUCGGCUUAUUAUCAAUCGAAAAGAAAUACUAGUGCUUCAAAUUUUAUUUGGCUAUUGUGCGUGUGUUAAGUAAAAGCCGUCAAAAUAGAGCUGUUACCAACGCCCACGAUUUCCAUAUCCACGGUUGCACCGCCAACGCUCUCGCCCCAUCAUCAUCCUCACCAUCAGCCUCACCAUCUGCAACAAUCUUUUCAACAGCAGCAGCAACCACCGCAGCAACAACAACAUCAUCAUCCUAAUCUGCAUACAACAUUCGGUGGCGGCUUUCAUCAUCCUUUCCCGCCACUUUUACCGCAUCAACAGCAACAGCAGCAACAACAGCAGACACAAUCGCAACCUAAUUUUCUGCUAACACCGCCACUGCCGGCAACGCCGCAAUCACAACUGCAACUGCAACAGCAGCAGCAGCAUCAUCAUCAUCAUCAACAACAACAACAGCAGCAGCCUCAUCAGCAGCAACAACAUAUGAAGUUAUUAGGUGGCAACGAUGAUCGUAAUGGGCGCGGCGACCAAAGUAUUCCGCGCGUGCAGGAAGAGGCAGCUGGCGGCUUUAUAUUUCAACCGCCCGGCACAUCCAUGCACGACAUGGCUGCUGCUGAAUAUGCUGCUCAAUUUGCGCAGAAACGCUGGGCUUGCGGUGAUGAACAUCCUAUUGAUAACCCCGAUAAAUGGAAGUACAAUCCACCGCCGCAAAUGAACACGGGCAGUGUGACACCAGGUGCAUUACCAGGCAGUGGACCGGGCACCAUUGGCCCCAUUGGUAUGGGCGCCAACAUCGGUAGUAUCGGUACGAAUGGUGGUAUGCAUCCAUCGAUGGGUGGACCCUCUCAGAUGGGUGUUGGUCAGAUGGGUGUGAGCGGUGGAAGUGCAGCCGCAACUGCCGCUGGCAUGGCGGCAAUGCAUACUGCUGCUGUGGCCAAGCACAAUCAUAUGAUGUCACAGGUUGUUGCCGCACAACAGCAACAUCAGCAGCAGCAACAACAACAUCAACAACAGCAGCAGCAGCAGCAGCAGCAACAACAUCAGCAACAGCAGCAGCAGCAACAUCAACAACAGCAACAACAACAACCGCCACACCCGGCACAUCAGCAAUCGGCGCAACAACAGCAGCAACAUGGUGGUAACGGUGGUCAACAGAUGCCAAUGUCCCACUCACAACAGCAGCAACAGCAUCAACAACAACAACAUGGGCCGCCACACCCCUCUCAAAUGACGCCACAUCAACAAUUCGGUUCGAAUUUACUGAAUCAUGCAAUGAAUAAUCCAGCAGCUGCUGCGGCGGCUGCCGCUAUUGCAGCAAGCAUGCAACCACCGCACAUGCAAAUGCCAGCCGGCAUGCAAGCAGGCAAUUGCAAUAUGUACGAUCCGGGGGUGCAUCCAGGUGUGGGCAUGAACGGUGUGCCAAAGCCACCGGGACCACCCGGUCCACCUGGCGGACCUGGUGAGCUAGUGUACUUCGGUGGACAACCACCAAAUGCUGCUGCGGCCGCUGCCGCCGCCGCCAUGGGCAUGUUGCCACAAAAUCCAUUUAUGAAUAAUGCUGCCGCGGCUGCUGCUGCCGCUAACCGUAAUGCAGCAGCGAUCACCACAUCCACUGCCAAAAAGCUAUGGGAGAAAUCCGAUGGCAAAGGUACCACUUCAGGCGGCGUUACUGGUGGUCCAUUAAAUCCACUACACAUCCCCGGCGUUGGCGAUCAUCCAGUUUGGAAAGAUUCCACAUGGUCUACACAAGGCGAAAAUAUUUUGGCACCACCACGGCCACGCACCUUCCCACAAGCACCGGAAACGAAUGCGAGCACCAAUGCCGGUAUUCUAAGCCCACGUGACGCCACAAGCGGUUUGGGUGUUAAAAUGGUUGAAUAUGUGUUGGGCGGUUCACCGACUAAUAAGGAGAGUCCACUAUCCAGCCUUGAGCCACGUUUGCGUAGUCUGAAGUUCGAUGAUAAUGAUAAGCCUCACGAUGACAAAGAGAAGGCCAAUUCUCCGUUUGACACAAACGGCCUAAAGAAAGACGACCAAGUAACAAAUACUAAUGGCGUAGCCAAUGGCAUCGAUGAUGACAAAGGAUUUAAAGCCAUAAUUACAUUCUCCGAAUAUAAUUCCGAAUCAAAUUCCGAGUCUGAGUCAAAUUCCGAGUUCGAAUCAAAUUCCGAGUCCGAGUCAAAUACCGAGUUCGAGUCAAAUUCCGUGUCUGAGUCAAAUUCCGAGUCUGACCCAAACUCCAAGGGCGAGUCAAAUUCCGAGUCUCAGAAAAAUUCCGAGUCUGAGUCAAAUUUCGAGUCCGAGUCAAAUUCCGAGUCCGAAUCAAAUUCCGAGUUCGAAUCAAAUUCCGUGUCUGAAUCAAAUUCCGAGUUUAAGUCUAAUUCCGAGUCUGACCCAAAUUCCGAGUCCGAGUCGAAUUCCGAGUCCGAGUCAAAUUUGAUGAGAUGGUGGUACCUACGUAAGUAG